UCGCAGCCAGUGUGGCAGCUGGGAAUGUUGGGGGCUUCAACGCGGACCGCUAUUUUCAGGACUGGGAACAAGUAGCGGGGCUGACCUGGAAGAGACUCUGCCCACGGCUCUCAUCUAGACAGACACACACUUUGCAAUCAAAAACCGGCGACCUGUGAUUUGUGUCCCCAGGGGGGGGGUUUGAAGUCGGUGGUCUGCAUCAGAUGGUCCACGGACAGCCGGUGGGGGCUCACUGCGGGGCUGCGUGCUAGAGGGGAACCAGCAGCCGGAGCAUCGGGUUUGUUUUCCCGGUCUGAGUGCGUACGCGUACACCGUACCUCCUCCUUUAAGUGUCACUCGGUCAGUCAGUGAUUCGUGUCCGGGGUGUGAAACGCUCGGUUUAAAUGUUUCACCGCCACCAAGCCACUCACACCAACGACGAUGGACUGAAAUCUGCGGCGGCGGCGAGCGACACACAACCUGCCGCGAUUUCCUGCAUGUAAAUAAAUGAUAGAGGAUACGAUGACCCUGCUGUCUCUGUUAGGUCGGAUCAUGCGCUAUUUUCUGCUCAGACCGGAGACCUUGUUCCUGCUGUGCAUCAGCCUGGCUCUGUGGAGUUACUUCUUCCACACGGACGAAGUGAAGACCAUCGUCAAGUCCAGCCGGGAUGCGGUCAAGAUGGUCAAGGGGAAAGUGGCGGAGAUGAUGCAGAACGAGCGGUUCGGCGGGCUGGACGUCCUGGACGCGGAGUUCUCCAAGACCUGGGAGUUCAAGAGCAACAGCGUGGCCGUGUACUCCAUCCAAGGCCGGCGAGACCACAUGGAGGACAGGUUCGAGGUGCUCACCGACGUGGUCAACCAGAGUCACCCGUCUAUAUUUGGGAUUUUUGAUGGCCACGGAGGAGAGGCUGCUGCUGACUUUGCCAAAGCCCACCUGCCCGAGGCGCUCCGCCAGCAGCUACUGACCUACGAACGGGAGCGAGAGCGAGACAGAGAAAAAGACAAGGAGAAAGAUGAAAAGAAGGAGAGGGGCGGCCUCUCCUAUCCUUCCAUCCUGGAGCAGCAGAUCCUGACUUUGGACAGAGAAAUGCUGGACAAGCUCUCUGCCACUUACAAUGAAGCAGGUACUACGUGUCUGGUGGCCCUGCUGUCUGAUAAGGAGUUGACGGUGGCCAACGUUGGAGACUCGCGUGGAGUUCUUUGUGAUAAAGACGGCAACGCCAUUCCUCUUUCGCACGACCACAAACCCUACCAGCUCAAAGAACGCAAGAGGAUCAAGAAAGCUGGUGGGUUCAUCAGCUUCAACGGCUCGUGGCGUGUCCAGGGCAUCUUGGCUAUGUCCCGUUCUCUGGGCGAUUACCCCCUGAAGAACCUCAAUGUGGUCAUUCCUGAUCCGGACAUCAUGACGUUUGACCUGAACAAGCUGCAGCCGGAGUUCAUGAUCCUGGCGUCGGACGGCCUGUGGGACACCUUCAGCAACGAGGAGGCGGUUCGCUUCAUCAGGGAACGACUGGGCGAGCCUCAUUUUGGCGCUAAGAGCAUAGUCCUCCAGUCCUUCUAUCGUGGCUGUCCUGACAACAUCACCGUGAUGGUGGUCAAGUUUAAAGGCAAGUCCAGCGAACAGUAGACCACCCGUCUACCACACACAGUAUCUAUAUUAUGUUUGAAUAGGAGUAAGAAUAAAGUAGGCUUGACGAAAGAUUUAAAAACUGAGUCCCCAACGUUUUGAGUGACAACUAUUUCUAUUACAUUUACAUAUGUUAACCUUUCAGUGCAUCAAACCACCCCUCCUCUACUUUUACUGCUGAAAAAGUGACACUUGUAAGAAAAUGGAGUUUUAUUUCCACAAUAUUUCAAAGGUGGUCUUUCCCUCAAUGUCGAUUUGACCACUAAUUGUUGUUGUUUUUAGUUUCCCGAUUGUGUUUCCACGUCAUUCAAUUGUAAAUUGACAUUUACUGAGUGACUGCACUGAAAAGGUUAUUUUAUCAGAUACACGUCAUGGUGCAACUAUGAAUUUAUUCCCUUUAUACAUAAACAACACGAAUGAUAAUAUGCAUAUGCUUGUUCAAAUAUCACCAGUCAUACUGUACAGCAAUAGAACCAAUUACAAUGGUCAUAUCACACUUGCUGAACAUUGAAACUCCUGAUGUACGGAUGAAUUAGGUGUUUUGUCUGGAGUUGCCCAAUUUUACAAGUUUAGAUCUUGAAUGUCUUAGCUUACUUUAAAUGAUUGCUGUUAGUUUCUGUGCGGAUAAAGUCUUUUUCUGUUUUUAUUGUUGCUAAAGUUAAAGAUUAUUUUUAAAGCUGAGACUCUUGUUAGAUCCCGAACCUUAUCAUAAUCCAUGUAACUACUGAUAAUAACUGUUGGAUAAUGCAGCAUAGCUUACAACUUUUUUAAAGCAAUACCUUGUGGUGAUAAUGUUGUAACAUCUCAUUGUGACUCUUAACUGCUAAUUAUUAAAUCACAAAGUUUGUCACAUGCCAUCUGAUAAUAUAAUAACUGACUGUUAAUUUAAACUUGUAAGAAGAAGGUAAUAAUUGAGUUAUCACAUAUAAUAAUUGGCAGUUAUACAUUUAAUAUUAUUUAGGAAUUAAGAUAAGCAUGUAAAGUUUAGAAGCCUUUUAAUAGGCUUCUCUUUUACACAUUGACUUGCUAUUCCUUCAUCUGACUCGUCUGACAUUAUCAUUCACUACAAUCGACGCAAGAUAUAAAUGUACAGAAAUUGACAGCUUACUGUUACGUCUUCUGUUAACGCCAUGUCAUAUUUAUCCUCACACAUAUCACAUUUCCCUGACCUAUAACUCAAAAUGUAACAAGGAAUGAAACACGUUAUUUUGCCUUAUUUUCUUAACCAUUAAUUACCCGUUAUGAAGUCUGCUGCAAAAACGACUUCUCGGUUUUUAAUGUAAUGCAGUGGAUCAUGCCAUGCACACUGCACGACGUCUGUGUCGGACCUUGUUAACUCACAUGUGGAAUAACAUUGUGGAAAGAAAUGUCUCCAAGAGAUAUGAAAUUGUAAGAUGAAUGUACAUACCGUCCUCAUGUUAUUAUCACCCAUCCACUGUUUACACAGCAACGAAGAAAGCAAUGCGCCUGUUCCUGGAUUGUUUAACUUCAGAGAUAUAUAUCAGAUAAAAACUGUUUGUGCUUUUUCAGUUCACAUUCUCCCUUGAUAAUGUACCUUACAGAGUGUUUAUGUGGCAUUUGUACUUGUUUUUGUUGAUUUUAAUAAACUGUAAAAGACAUGAAAAAUGAAAAAGGUAACAUUAAAAUGAUAAAUGAUCAUUUUCUCUGCGUCUGUGUUU
Molecule: messenger RNA, 3284 nt
Organism: Anarrhichthys ocellatus (wolf-eel)
Lineage: Eukaryota; Metazoa; Chordata; Actinopteri; Perciformes; Anarhichadidae
Gene: ppm1lb
Product: protein phosphatase, Mg2+/Mn2+ dependent, 1Lb
Exons: 4
Coding region: 487-1605 (372 amino acids)
Biological process (GO): protein dephosphorylation
Molecular function (GO): protein serine/threonine phosphatase activity; cation binding
Source: RefSeq, a predicted model, not a curated record